Dromaius novaehollandiae (emu) is the source of this 2602-nucleotide messenger RNA. RefSeq names its product ras GTPase-activating protein 4-like. Bases 80 to 2497 code for a protein of 805 amino acids. The transcript is spliced from 21 exons. The record is from RefSeq and is a predicted model, not a curated record. Gene Ontology annotation, molecular function: phospholipid binding; GTPase activator activity. Lineage: Eukaryota; Metazoa; Chordata; Aves; Casuariiformes; Dromaiidae. Gene Ontology annotation, biological process: regulation of GTPase activity; intracellular signal transduction; negative regulation of Ras protein signal transduction.
CCGGCUCGCAGCCGGGAGCUGGGCGCGGGGCGCGGCGCCGGCGGGGACGCGGGUUCGGGGCCGCCGCUCGCCGCUCGCCAUGGCCCGGCGGAGCUCGCUCUCCAUCCGCGUCGUGGAGGGCAGGAACCUGCCCGCCAAGGACAUCACGGGGAGCAGCGACCCGUACUGCAUCGUGAAGAUCGACAACGAGGCCAUCGUCAGGACCGCCACGGUGUGGAAGACGCUGUCGCCGUUCUGGGGGGAGGAGUACGAGGUGCAUCUGCAGCCCAGCUUUCACAGCGUCUCCUUCUACGUCAUGGAUGAGGACGCGCUCAGCCGCGAUGACGUUAUCGGGAAAGUCUGCCUCACGCGGGACAUGCUGGCGGAGCACCCCAAGGGCUUCAGCGGCUGGCUGAGCCUCAGCGAGGUGGACCCCGACGAGGAGGUGCAGGGGGAGAUCCACCUCCGCCUCGAGGUGCUGCAGAGCGAGGCCGGCCGGCGGCUCUGCUGCACAGUGCUCGAGGCCAGGGAUUUGGCUCGGAAAGACCGGAACGGCGCCUCGGACCCCUUCGUCAGGGUGCGCUACAACGGGAAGACGCAGGAGAGCGCCGUGGUGAAGAAAUCCUGCUACCCACGCUGGAACGAGACCUUCGAGUUCGAGGUGCCCGAGGCCGCCGGGGAGCAGCUGUGCGUGGAGGUGUGGGACUGGGACCUGGUCAGCCGGAACGACUUCCUGGGCAAGGUGGUGUUCAACGUGCCGGGGCUGCAGGCGGUCUGGCAGGAGGAGGGCUGGUUCCGGCUGUGGCCGGACAAGUCUAAGCCGAGGGAGGCCGAAGGCAACCUGGGAUCCCUGCAGCUGCAGGUGCGGCUGCGGGACGAGACAGUGCUGCCCUCCAGCUGCUACCAGCCCCUGGUCCAGCUGCUGUGCCAGGAGGUGAAGUCGGGGCCCCAGGACGGCAAAGUGCACCUGAUCACCCUCCUCGAUGAAACCACCACGGCCGAGUGCCGGCAGGAGGUGGCCGUCAACCUGGUCAAGCUCUUCCUGGGCCAGGGGCUGGUCAAGGAGUUCCUGGACCUGCUCUUCAAGCUGGAGCUGGCGAAGCCGUGUGAGCCCAACACUCUCUUCCGGAGCAACUCCCUGGCCUCCAAGUCAAUGGAGUCCUUCCUCAAGGUGGCCGGGAUGCAGUACCUGCACGCCGUCCUCGGGCCCACCAUCAACCGGCUGUUUGAGGAGAAGAAGUACGUGGAGCUGGACCCCAGCAAGGUGGAGAUUAAAGAUGUCGGGUGCUCGGGGCUGCACCGCGUGCAGACGGAGAGCGAGGUGAUCGAGCAGAGCCGCCAGCACCUCCAGUCCUACCUGGGCGAGCUCCUGGCCGCCAUCGCCAAGUCGGCCCCGGCCUGCCCUGCCGUCGUCCGCGCCACUUUCCGCCAGCUCUUCCGGCGCGUCGGGGAGCGCUUCCCCGAGCAGCAGCACCAGAACGUGAAGUUCAUCGCUGUCACCAGCUUCCUCUGCCUCCGCUUCUUCUCACCAGCCAUCAUGACCCCCAAACUCUUCCACCUCCGGGAGAAACACGCUGACUCCCGCACCAGCCGCACGCUGCUUCUCCUGGCCAAGGCCGUCCAGAUCGUGGGGAACAUGGAGGCGGCGGUGGGGCGGGCCAAGGAGGCCUGGCUGGCCCCACUGCAGCCCGUGCUGCAGCGUGGCAUCGCCCAGAUGAAGGACUUCAUCGCUGAGCUGGUGGGCAUCGAGGAGAAGGAAGAGCUGGACCUGCAGAACGCCCUCACCCUGCAAACGCUGGUCGUCAAGGAGGGCCCGCUCUUCAUCCACAAAACCAGGGGCAAGGGGCCGCUGCUCUCCUCCUCCUCCAAGAAGCUGCACUUCUCCCUCACCAGCGAGGCCCUCAGCUUUGCCAAGACCCCCAGCUCUAAGCAGAAGGGCGGCUUCAUCGCGCUGUCCAACAUCCGGGCGGCCGAGAAGGUGGAGGAGAAGAGCUUCGGCAGCUCCCACGUGAUGCAGAUCAUCUACGUGGACGAGGCGGGGCAGUGGGAGACGGCGUACCUGCAGUGCAAGUGCGUCAACGAGCUGAACCAGUGGCUCUCGGCCCUGCGCAAGGCCUGUGCCAACAACCCCGAGAUGCUCUGCUCCUACCACCCCGGCGUCUUCAGAGGGGACAAGUGGAGCUGCUGUCACCAGAAGGACAAGACGGGGCUGGGCUGCGACGCCACCCGCCACGGCGUCACCCUGCAGGAGUGGAGCGACCCGCUGGACCCCGACAUGGAGGCGCAGCUCAUCUUCCGCCACCUCUGCGGCCUGCGGGAGCCCAUGAGGGACAAGUACCGGGAGCUGGUGGAGACCGAGGACCCCCCCAACGGUCCCCUGAGCCCCCCUGAAGAGGCGCCGCUGCCCGAGGGGCUGGGCCGGCUCCUGGCGGUGCUGCGGGACCUGGAGGACUGCCACCGCCGUGCCCGCCCCGGCCCCCCACCCGCCCCGCGCCCGCUCCUGGAGCUGCAGACGUGAGGGGCCCCGCGCCCGGGGCGCCCCGUGCCCUCGCCAACGGGGGGGACACGGGGCGGCCCUGCCCCACGCCGCCGCCGCCGGGCAAUAAAGGCUCCUUGCACCCUG